AUGUUUUGGAGAUUUGGCGGCUACGCCAACAUCUCGACCAUCGACACCAUCCUCGACAAGCCCGACUUCACCCUCGAGGAGCUACUCGACGAGAGCGAUCUGAUACAGGAGCUUAAGCAGCACAACUCGAAGCUCAUCGAGUACCUUCGCGAGGACAAGGUUCUCGACAAGCUCCUCGAAUAUGUCGUCGCUCCCAAGCUCGAGGUGGUUGAGACACCCGGCGAGUCGGCCGAUGACGAGUUCAAGUCCAAGAGCCGCCUGCUCCCAUUCGCCCGUCCCCGUGCCACCUCCAGGACCACCGACACCACCGAGGCCGAUGAGGAGGAGAUGGAGAAGCGCCGCAAUCGAUACGCCCUCGUCGCCAGCGAGGUCCUGAGCUCCGACACGUGGUCCAUAUACGAAGCCCUGGUCGAGAACCGCGACCUCGUUCGCGACUUUUGGACCUUCCUCUCCCGCCCGGCACCGCUCGACCCCCUCCAGGCGAGCUACUUCACCAAAGUCAACGAGUCGCUCUUCGAGAAGAAGACGGAGGACAUGAUGGAUUUGUUCCGGAGCUUGCCCGAUGUCGUUCCCGACCUGCUGAGGCACGUCGAGUGUCCCAUGAUCAUGGACCUUCUCCUCAAGAUCAUCGCCCUCGACCGCACCGACGGCGGCCAGGGCAUCGUCGAGUGGCUUCACUCCAUGAACAUCAUCCCCGAGCUUCUCUCCUUCCUCGACCCCAAGCACAGCUGGGUUGUGCAGACGGCGGCCGGUGACUUCAUAAAGGCCAUCAUCACCAUCUCGGCCAACGCGUCGCAGAACGAGCAGCAGUGCAUCGGUCCCAACGAGCUUACCCGCCAGCUCGUCUCCAGUCCCUGCAUCGACCAGCUCGUCGCCUACAUGCUGGGGGGCGGGAACCCGUUGACCGUCGGCGUCGGCAUCAUCAUCGAGGUCAUCAGGAAGAACAAUUCCGAUUACGAUCCCGAUGUUGGCAGCGAGGCCAACACGACCCCCUCCAGCCGCGAUCCCAUCUACCUCGGCACCCUGCUUCGCCUCUUCGCCGACAAGGUGCCGAAUUUCAUGGCCCUCAUCAUGGACCAGCCGUCCCGGAAGCGCGGUCUCGCCUCGACCUUUGGCGAGAAGCUCGAACCGCUCGGCUUCGACCGUUUCAAGACCUGCGAGCUCAUGGCCGAGCUGCUGCACUGCAGCAACAUGGGUUUGCUCAACGAGCUCGGCUCCGAAGAGUUGAUCUCGGCCCGAGACGGAGAGCGCAAUCGCCUGCGGGACGAAGGCAUGCUUCGGCCUCAGCGGGAGGAGGAGCCCUCGGUGGAGGACCUGACGAUCCAUCUAUCUCCUCCCGCCCCCGAUGAGGGGCGCCGUCUCGAAAUCAUCAACGCCGACGACGACGGCUUCGAAGAAGUCGAGUCGACGAGGGAUAUGAGCGUCGACACCUCGGAUGAGUUCGUCAAGGCCGAGGACGACAUCGCCGCCAUCCCUCCCGCCGCCUUUGCGGAAAAGGACGAGGAGGAUUUCGUCGACGAGCCUCUCAGCUCGCCCCGCCUCACCGUUGGCCCCGACAGGAUCACCGAGCAGCAGUUCGACGACCCUGACCUUGUCGUGGCCCCGCUUUCACCCUCCAAGCCCAUCACUCCGGUGCCCGUCCCGACCGAAGGCGGCGAGACGACGGCAUCGGCGUCGCAUGAUACCACCGAUGAGGCGCCAAAGGUCGACGAUCUUCCGGCGACGCCGGAUGAGGCGUCGGGUUCCGAGCCCAAGGCGACAUCCAGCUUGGCGCCUCAGGAAGCGACGAAUUCGACACAGGCUGCGCUGUCGGCGCAUCCCGAGGACCUACCCGCACCGCUGUUCUCCGCACCGGCCGAUUCCAAGCCUGCUUUGGUUUCGGUCGAGGCUCCAAAGGAGAGCGUCGCCGAUGCAUCCUCGGAGCCGCAGGCCGGUCAUGGGACUGCCACAGAGUCCGCCGCCGGCCAGGAAGGGAGCAUUCUCGAUCAGCCCAUGACGGAACAGCCGAAGACGGAGGAGAUGGCUCUCGAGCCCGUGGUGGGAGACUACCUGAAGAUGCAAUUCGUCGAGCACCGCGUGGUUCCUGCGAUCUUGUCCUUUUUCUUCUCGUACCCUUGGAACAACUUCUUGCACAACGUGGUGUACGAUAUUGUCCAGCAGGUGUUUAAUGGACCCAUGGAUAGGGGCUACAAUCCGACACUGGCCGUGUCCUUGUUCGAGGCUGCCGAUGUCACCACGGCCAUCAUCAACGGCCAGUACGCCAGCGACCGGUCGCAAGCCAAGACGAGGACGCGCAUGGGGUACAUGGGCCACCUCACGCUCAUCGCCGAGGAGGUGGUCAAGUUCACGGAGCGAAACCCGCCCGAACUCCUAUCCGAGAUGGUGGUCGAUAAAGUCAUGAGCCAAGACUGGAUCAACUACGUCGAGGGGGCUCUCGCGGAAACGCGCGAGAGAGACAACGCCAUCCUGGGCGGCGUUCGACCCGAAACGUCCAUGGGACACCGCGGCAGCAUCGGAGCCGGCAGCGGCGUCGGCCUAUCCGGCCUCCAGCUCGGCGGUGCCCCCGGAUGCGCGUCCAGCGUGCUCGCCGAAGCCGGCCUCAACGGGGCAGGCCUCGAGCUGAGCGACGGAGACGGCAACGGAAUCGGGCCCUUCACCAUCAGCGCCGGCGCGUUAAUGUCAGGCUUCGGCAGCAGCAGCGACGAGGAGGACGACGAAGUGGACGGCGACGAGGAGGACGUCAAUUCCGAGGUGAGUGGCAGCUCUUGCGAUGAAGCCAGCGCGGGAUCACCGGAGACAACUGGUGCCAUCCACUUUCCUACGGAUUUCGCGGCGGCACCCCUCGAUCCCACCGGCAAGGACUUUGGUGACUCGACGGAUGCUGCCAUGUCGUGA
This is a messenger RNA of Drechmeria coniospora, 2895 nucleotides long. RefSeq names its product SIT4 phosphatase-associated protein. Gene Ontology annotation, molecular function: protein phosphatase binding; protein phosphatase regulator activity. Bases 1 to 2895 code for a protein of 964 amino acids. The record is from RefSeq and is a predicted model, not a curated record. Lineage: Eukaryota; Fungi; Ascomycota; Sordariomycetes; Hypocreales; Ophiocordycipitaceae. The transcript is spliced from 3 exons. Gene Ontology annotation, cellular component: nucleus; cytosol.